AUGUCAUCCCAGCAGGUGCAGCGAUGUAUCAGAGAUGUGCUAGGAAUCAAUGAUGAUGAUCCAGUAGAUUGGACGGAAAGCCAUAUGAAGAAAUUGGCUUCUGCUACGAGUGUCUUAUAUAAUUCUUCCAUGGCCAAAGUUAUGCUGAAGAAAGCAGAGGAAACAGCAAGAUGUCAUUUGUGUGCAUACAUGGCAGCGCAGAGGCUGCAAAAGAAGCACGACCCUGAUUUACAGUACUAUUUGGACCGGAUUCCGUUGGAACCAACCAAGUCUCGAAAACUAGUUGAGCUGUUUGAGCAGAAUUUAUUGCAAACCUCACCUAUGAAGAAUUUCACCUGGACGCCAAGUCCUAAGAAGAGAAAAAUGCAGUCACCUAUCAAAGGUAAUGUAAGAUUCACCUCAUUAAAUCCCAGCGAGUUGAGGCAGCAGCUCUUUGAUACCCCUACCAGAGAAAAAAAUGAACGUCCAAUACCGGAGCCACCUGUCGAAAUUUCUCCAGAGAAGACAAGUCCAUCGAAGGCCAGAAGAAAGCUGGCUUUUGAAGAGGAGUUCACUGAAGAGGAAGUUCUACCUUCAACACCUAUGGAGGGAAUUGCUAUAAAUGAGAGGAUUUCAGAACUCAGCAUGCAAGAUGAAGAAUACCUCUCGAAUGAUAGUCCAAGCAAGCGAAAAAAGUCAGCACAGAGUUCGGAGCAAACUUUAAAAAGGCGAAAGGAUGGCAAAGGUCGUCAAGAAAUCAGCCUGCUCCAUAAAAAGUACUACAAAGUCACCCCAGUAGAAGUGAUAAAUACCUGUAACAGUUUCGAGCUACCCAAGGAUGUUGCAUAUAAUAUCUUGGACCAAUACAUGAAUUACGCCUCAAAUCUGGUUUAUCCGUGGCAAUUGGUAUGUGGGUUAGUCCUCAACGCUACAUUUGUUGUAUUUACCAAAAGAAGAAGGAAGGAUCCUCGGGUCGAUCACUUAAUUCUCUCCAAGAUGUGCGGCCUCAUGAAGUGUUCACAGUUAGGAGAUAUUGUUGAGAGUAUAAACCUUGUGAAAGAAUUGAUUGAAGGUGAAAAAUGGUAUCGUGAUCUGCAAAUCAAACAUGACCAUUAUAACGGAGCAUCCUACAGCGAAGCAAUAUCCGCCAAAUUGGGCUCAAUGCUGCAGCCGAACAACAUUUUGGUGUCUGACGAGCAGUUCAAUAACUGGCGAAGAAACAUUGAACAAGAUUUGAGUCUGAGAAACAUUUCAUGA
Zygotorulaspora mrakii is the source of this 1236-nucleotide messenger RNA. RefSeq names its product origin recognition complex subunit 6 (gene ORC6). Gene Ontology annotation, biological process: DNA replication. The transcript has a single exon. Bases 1 to 1236 code for a protein of 411 amino acids. Gene Ontology annotation, molecular function: DNA binding. Gene Ontology annotation, cellular component: nuclear origin of replication recognition complex. The record is from RefSeq and is a predicted model, not a curated record. Lineage: Eukaryota; Fungi; Ascomycota; Saccharomycetes; Saccharomycetales; Saccharomycetaceae.